AGGCACGACGCCGCGUUCGUGGACGAGAGCGCGUGCAUCGGAUGCCUCAAGUGCGCGCUCAUCGCACCGACGACAUUCUGGAUCGAAACCCGGUUUGGAUGCGCCAGGGUCGUGGAUCAGUGGGCGGAUGGGAGGGAAGCAGUAGAAGACGCGGUGGCAGCCUGCCCGGUGCAGUGCAUCCAUUUUGUGA
Molecule: messenger RNA, 190 nt
Organism: Micromonas commoda
Lineage: Eukaryota; Viridiplantae; Chlorophyta; Mamiellophyceae; Mamiellales; Mamiellaceae
Exons: 1
Molecular function (GO): electron transfer activity; iron ion binding
Source: RefSeq, a predicted model, not a curated record